This is a messenger RNA of Bombina bombina (fire-bellied toad), 2015 nucleotides long. RefSeq names its product E3 ubiquitin/ISG15 ligase TRIM25-like. The coding region runs from base 34 to 1599 and encodes 521 amino acids. NCBI's taxonomy places the organism in Eukaryota, Metazoa, Chordata, Amphibia, Anura, Bombinatoridae. The transcript has a single exon. Gene Ontology annotation, molecular function: protein binding; zinc ion binding. The record is from RefSeq and is a predicted model, not a curated record.
CUUUCAGUUUCAUUUCCUGCUCAGGGCACAAGCAUGGAGUCUGCUGAUCUGAGAGAGGAGCUAACCUGCCCCAUCUGCCUGAGCAUUUAUACAGAUCCUGUAACUCUCAGCUGUGGCCAUAACUUCUGCCUGGGCUGUAUUGAGAGUGUGCUGGGUACCCAGGAGGGGUCUGGGGUCUAUACCUGUCCUGAGUGCAGAAAGAGAUUCAGUAAGAAACCUAAACUGCAGAGGAACAUUACACUGUGUAACAUAGUGAGAAAUCUACAUCCUACUCAGCUGAAGAAAAGAGAGACUGGGAUCUCCUGCACUUACUGUAUUCACUCUCCUGUACCUGCUGCUAAAUCCUGUCUGCAUUGUGAGGCUUCUCUGUGUGAUGCCCACCUGAGGGUACACAGCAAGUCUGAGGAACACGUCUUAACUAAACCCACCACUUCCUGGGGUAACAGAAAAUGUUUCAAACAUAAGAAGCUCCUGGAAUAUUACUGCACUGAGGAUGCUGCCUGUAUCUGUGUGUACUGCUUCCUAGUCGGAGAGCACAGGGGACACCAGGUGGAGCUGCUGAAUGAGGCUUCUGAGAAGAAGAAAAAGAAAAUGAGAAAUGUUCUACAGAAACUGACCACAAAGAGAGAGAAGACUGAGAAAAGAGUCCAGAGUCUGCAGGAGCACAGGAGAGGGGUGCAAGAGAAAGCAGCUGGUGUAACAGAGCGACUCACUGCCCUGAUUAGGGACAUCAGGAAACAGUUGGAAGACCUAGAGAAGCGAGUCCUGAGUGACAUCACCCGGCAGCAGGUUUUACUCCCAAUCUCUGAUCUGAUUCAGCAGCUGCAAAAGGAGAAGGAUGAGCUGACCAGGAAGAUUUGUCACAUUGAGGAGCUGUACAACAUGACUGACCCAUUAACUGUCCUACAAGAACAGGAAUCUCACAGAGAUGACUUUUGUGGUGCUGGGAAGGGAGAUAAUGAGGUCACACAGAGAGGUGAUAAACAGGUUCCUGCUGGGGUCGAUUUGGAUGAGGGUCUAAUCUCAGUGACCUUAUACAGAGGUUUAGCUGAUAUUGUGACUGAUGUAAAGAAAGGGUUGUAUGUGCAGGUGACAGAACCAUUACUGGAUAUAAAUACAGCUCAUAAUAAAGUUAUUGUAUCAGGUGACCUGAAGACUGUAUCUUAUACAGAUAUAGACCAGCAGCGACCAAAAACACCAAAGAGAUUUACAAGUUAUUAUGAGGUAUUAAGUACCAGGAGCUUUUCCUCAGGACAACAUUACUGGGAUGUGGAGACAAGUAAUUCAGGGCACUGGUGCAUAGGGGUGUGUUAUCCCAGCAUGAUGAGGACAGGACGUAAGUCAGAGAUAGGAGAUAAUGACAAGUCCUGGUGUGUUGAUAGUGGUCAUUUUCUGCUACAUAAUACAAUAGGUACCUCAUUAGAUCCCCCUCUAUCAUGUGACAGGGUAGGAAUACUGCUGGACUAUGAGGCUGGGCGUCUGUCCUUUUAUGAGCUGUGUGACCCAAUCAGACACUUACACACCUACACUGCCACCUUCACUGAGCCUCUUCAUGCUGCAUUCUAUGUAGAUAAUGCCUGGGUGAGAGUAAUGAGCUAGAUACACUGACCAUAAUAAUAAUGCUGCUACCUGUGAGCCAGUGAUGUUUGUGCAUUGUGCACAUUGUGUAUGAACUGUACAUGAAAUAAAAUACUUGUGUAUAAAAAUCUAAUCUUCUUGUAUUAUUAAAGGCAACUGUAUAUACAGGGGCCGAUUUAUCAAAGUGUAGCGGAUCAUGUCUGCCGCACAUCGAUAAAUACCGACCUACCAUGGUAGCAGAUUCCUGUGUAAUUACAGGGCUACCCACUGGUUUGGGGUGUUGCUAAAUAACUUUGCUAUAACUACUUUUAAGGUUAUUAUUAUUAUUGCAUCGUUAGCAACCAUUGUGAGCUGGCCAGCUUUUUCUAUGUGUUUUUUAUAUUUUGAAACACUUGAUUUUUAUUUGCACUUGUAAUAAAAUCCAUUUAUUAACUAUC